Messenger RNA from Salvia splendens (bonfire salvia), 438 nucleotides. RefSeq lists its product as uncharacterized. Lineage: Eukaryota; Viridiplantae; Streptophyta; Magnoliopsida; Lamiales; Lamiaceae. Bases 1 to 438 code for a protein of 145 amino acids. The transcript has a single exon. The record is from RefSeq and is a predicted model, not a curated record.
AUGGAGGUAUUUGGAAAAUCUGUGGUAGCUGUUCAUUCCAAUGUUAUUUACUUGUCAAGUAUUCUAGGCCAAGAUGGGCCUAAUCCAGUUCACAAGUGUGACUGGAAAUGUGAGAACGAGAAUUUGUUUGGGAACAUGUUUCGCUGCAAGCUAACUGGGCUGACACAUGUUUGUGAUAAAAACUGUAAUCAGAGAAUUGUCUAUGAUAAUCAUAGCUCCCUCUGCAGAGUGAGCAAACAGGUUUUUCCUUUAACACUGGUUGAGCAACAAGCUGUCAGAGGUGUCCGAAGGAAGCUUGAUGCUGAGAGUUCCUCGACUGAGUCUUGUUCUUUUAAGCGCAGAAGGGAUGCGCAGUGCCACCCCUCACCAUUUGAGAGGCCCUUCACUACUGUUGGUCCCAUCUGCAGUCCGAUUGGUGAUGGCAUGGAUACGAACUAG